AUGGUCCAAAGCCCUGCUAUCACCCGAGACGGACAGGGUAUUGUGACUGCAAUGGCAGAAAAAGACACUGAAGAAAAACACCACUUUGAGGAUGAGCAAGGAAAGACAGACAAAGAACGCGAAACCAAAGAAGCGGACGAAAGAAAUGAGCCACCGGCACCACAGCAUUCCGUACUUAGCAAAUAUGAAAAAGUCUACAUUAUAUUCAUGGCAGCUUUGGCGGGCUUCUUUUCUCCCAUUUCCAGUCAGAUUUACUUUCCCGCUCUCCCGACUCUUGCGCAGUACUAUGGCAAAACCACGACUUUGAUAAACCUGACAGUCACCACAUACAUGAUUAUCCAGGGAAUUGCGCCGGCUUUCGUGGGAAAUUUCGCUGAUAUCAGUGGUCGUCGACCAGCUUAUAUCCUGGCUUUCACCAUCUACACUGCAGCAAACAUUGGUCUAGCCGUCCAUGACAGCUAUGGGGCUUUGCUGGGUCUGCGAUGUCUCCAAAGUGCCGGAAGCAGUGCCACCAGUUCUAUUGGAUAUGCAGUUGCCGCUGAUAUUGCUAGUCCUGCCGAGCGGGGCAAGUAUAUAGGGCCGAUGACUGCUGGGUCUAUGGCUGCGCUCUCUUUGGGUCCUGUGAUUGGAGGCUUGCUGGUUCGGUAUCUGGGAUGGAGAAGCAUCUUCUGGUUCCUGGUAAUUAUCAGCGGUGCCUUCCUGGUGGUAUACACUAUCACGGUCCGGGAGACUGCCAGAAAGGUUGUUGGAAAUGGGAGUAUUGUCCCGGCCGAAUUGUGGAGACUGUCUGUAUUCCAGUGCCUUUCUCCUACUCGAUACCGCCGUACAAAGACACAGGACACAUCACAGCCACAAAGGUCAAAACUGUCAUAUAUCAAUCCGUUGAAGUCAUUCGUGGUCUUUGCGGAUAAGGCUGGCUUAAUCAACCUCUGCCUCAUCGGCAUAGCAUAUCUCUCCUGCAUCGCCGUUAUGACGAACACCGCAAACAUGUUUGGUGAUCUUUACAACCUUGACUCUCUCAAGAUAGGUUUAUGUUUUCUGCCGUUUGGAAUGACCGGUUGCAUUGGCUCUCUUGCAGCAGGGAAAAUGGUCGACAUGAACUAUCGCCGUAUGGCCCGCAAGUAUAAUUUUCCCCUGGACCAUCAGAGCAAUCGAGGGUCAGACGCAUUCCCCUUCGAGAAGGCCCGUCUACAGAUCGCAAUCCCCGUGGUCAUCAUCACCGGUCUCACCCUGAUCCCGUAUGGCUGGGUUCUGCAGCAACGUGUCCAUCUUGUCGCCCCCCUGGUAUUACAGGGUAUUCUCGGAUUUUGUGUAACGGCAACUGUCAAUGUCCUGAUGACACUCCUGGUUGACCUGUUCCCGCAAACGCCGGCGAGUGCUUCCGCGGCGGCAAAUCUGGUUCGGUGCUGGCUUGGGGCUGUAACGGCUGCGGUUAUUGAGUACAUGAUUACUGGGAUGGGAUUGGGAUGGUGUUUCGCCUUUUUUGGGUUUGUGACACUUGCGAGCUUACCGUUUCUUUGGAUUGAGUAUACGCAUGGGAUGAAAUGGCGCAGAUCUAAGCAGGAGCGGGAGCGGUGUUAG
This is a messenger RNA of Aspergillus chevalieri, 1581 nucleotides long. RefSeq lists its product as uncharacterized. Gene Ontology annotation, biological process: transmembrane transport. The record is from RefSeq and is a predicted model, not a curated record. The transcript is spliced from 2 exons. Gene Ontology annotation, molecular function: transmembrane transporter activity. Bases 1 to 1581 code for a protein of 526 amino acids. Lineage: Eukaryota; Fungi; Ascomycota; Eurotiomycetes; Eurotiales; Aspergillaceae.